Chilo suppressalis (striped riceborer) is the source of this 1524-nucleotide messenger RNA. The record is from the annotation of a GenBank genome assembly. NCBI's taxonomy places the organism in Eukaryota, Metazoa, Arthropoda, Insecta, Lepidoptera, Crambidae.
AUGCAGAACGGUGACGAUACGACGACGCCCGCAGAAAGUACGAAAAAGGCAGUGCCCGAAGAAGUUACCAAGCAGUCUUUCCGCCUCAAAGUAUGGCGUCACCUGGAGUCGAACGGGCUGGCGAUGUUCCCGCGGCCGGUCUACAACCGCAUCCCUAACUUCAAGGGAGCUCCCGAGGCAGCGGCCAAGUUGGCAGAGCUGGAAGUCUUCAAGACUGCCAACACGGUCAAAGUUAAUCCUGAUAAACCACAAGAACCUGUAAGGGUGAUAUGCCUGGAGCAAAAAAAGACCUUGUACGUGCCAGUGCCACGUCUACAGAACGGUUUCCUCAACCGACUGGAGUUGACGGAAGGGGAGACUGGUCCCGCGGCCAUUAAAAAGGCAGUCUCACGCAAAGGCAUGGAAACUUAUGGAAAGCCCAUUGGCAUUGAACAUUGCGUUACUCUGGACCUGGUGGUAAUGGGAUCAGUUGCUGUCUCCAAAGAGGGAUAUCGUAUUGGCAAAGGAAGAGGCUAUGGCGACUUGGAGUUCGGCUUAAUGAAGCAUAUGAAGGCAAUUAAUCCCAGCGCAUUGGUCGCUACAACUGUACAUGAUUGUCAGGUUUUCGAAACCCUUCCCGCCGAGUUGUUUGGCCCUCACGAUGUGCCCAUCGACAUCAUAGUCACACCAACACAGGUGAUAGAGACUCAGCGUAUGAGCCAGAGGCCGGUGGGAAUACUGUGGCACUUGCUGUCCAACCGCCGCUUGCAACUGAUGCCCAUCUUGGGACAACUGCGCGAGAUCGAAAUGCUGGCCGGCCGCGCCUGCACGUUGCAAGAAGUGGACACUGACGUAGAGGAGCGCUCCACGCAGAAGCCGCGCAGAAUCAGGCGGCGCACUCGCUCGCACAAGAGCCAGAGUGAGGGAGAGGGCAAUACUACUGAAGGCGAAGACGGCAAGUCCACGGGCAAACCGCGUCGCGCUACGCGUCGCCGCAAUAGCCAGAAGUCGACCGGCAAGGAAGGCAAGGAGGGCAAGGAAACCGAACAACGACCACGCCGCCCCAAACGACAGAGGCCCGUCAUCGACUUCUCUGUCAAGAUAUCUAACAUCAGUCCCAAUACCAGAGUUCGCGAUUUGAAACAGGCGUUGUCUGAGCGCGGAGUCAAACCACAGAUCAUGACAUGGAAGGGAUUCCGUGGUUUCUGCUACUUGCAUUUCUUCAAGUCUGGCCCGCAGAAGGGCGAAGGCGACAGCGCUCCAGCCGCCGUCAGCAUGGACAGCGUACUUACCGCCCUAUCACAGAUGUCCCUAGGCGGUAGCGGGGGGGUGGCUGGCGAAGAAUCUGCCGACGAUAAGCCCCGCUUGCUGACUGUGGAACCUGCCCCGCCCCGUCCCCAGCGGGACCCGCACGACAACCAACCCUCGAAUGCGAGGGCAGCCGGCGAAGAAUCGGCCGACGAUAAGGCCCGCCUCUUGUCUGAGGAACCUCUUGAAGCCAUGAAGCCUGCCCCUGCACAGCCUCUGGCUGCCGCAGUACAUUAA